Messenger RNA from Notodromas monacha, 1799 nucleotides. NCBI's taxonomy places the organism in Eukaryota, Metazoa, Arthropoda, Ostracoda, Podocopida, Cyprididae. The record is from the annotation of a GenBank genome assembly.
UUUGUCUAAUCCAUAGAAAUAAUGGAAUGCGAAGAUGUGAGUGUCUACCCAGAGUGAAGUGUGCCUGUGCCCGUGCCCCUCUGCGUGGAAUGAUACGUUGUAGGUGGUUGCUGGUGCACUCGCUGCUGCUGGCCGCUGUAGGUGUGGUGUUCUACUCCGAGUACGCCACUUAUCAUGCAGCGUAUGACAGAUGGCCUCGGCUGGAGGAAGUUAGUUCAGACCGUGCGGUGUCCAUCCUACUGGUUGCAGACCCACAAAUUGUGGGCGAACAGGAUGAACCGUCCUGGCCCGUCGGCUCAGUGUUUCGCUGGGACUGUGACAGAUACUUGAGGCGGACGUUCGAAGCUGCCCUCGCCCAUACACAGCCCGAUGCUGUCGUGUUUCUCGGCGACCUCAUUGACGAGGGCGAGAAGGCGACCGACGCGGAAUGGGCCCGCUACGUGCGCCGUUUCUCAUCAAUCUUCCAUCCGCACGACGGCCAAUUCGCUUCGGUAUUUUUGCCCGGAGACAACGAUGUGGGCGGCGAAGGAGUCAAUCCUGUGAUGCCUGACCGAGUGAAGCGAUUCCGGGAUGCAUUCCCGGUGUGGCCUGGAACUCGGAAACCAAUUGUGAGAAACCGUGGCCGUGUUUUCAUGCUCGUCAGAGAUCCCUUCGGCGGUACGAUGGACGAGGAAGGAGACGUGAACGCUCAGGGCAACGAUCAGUUGCUUUCUGUGUUCCGUAUCGUUGCUACGCAUUUGCCAUUCGUGACCCAUCCGGAAGAUGAACACUGCGACGUGAAGGUGGGUGCUCACACGCACAUUUCCUCCGUGACUUGGAGCCGACGUAAAGAGACGCCCGACUCGAAGACAAAGCAUCAGGCGACAUCUGAUGCCCUGGCGUCUGUGGUGAAGGAUCCUGAUGAGACGACGGUGUUCCGGUUCGACACUGAACGGAUUUUGCCAAGGAUCAUUGUGCCCACUUGCUCCUACCGCAUGGGGAUGAAAGAAAUGGGCUAUGGCCACCUGCGAGUUCUGCUCAACGCGGAACAAUCUGGCGAAGGAAAAGUUGUGGAAUAUCGCGUUUUGUGGCUGCCGGGUCGGUUCCGGCAGCUGGCCCUGGACGCGGCCGCCGCGUGCAUAUUGCUCCUAUAUGCGUGCCUCGUGCCGAAGACCGGACGCUACUUUCACGCACGGCGCUGGAAGCGAAAUGCCCCAUCCUCCGCCUCUCGAGACUAGUCAACCUGCCAUGUUGUUUUCACGUAAACCUUGACGCUGAGUUUUUAAUUGGUAUACCCAUGACGCGAUAGGAGGUCAGAAAGUUCUCGGAUUGUUUCUUGUAAAAAAAAUAAGAGGUAAUUGUCAAGGAAAGCUAAAUGUUUCUUCCUACAAUGUCUGUUCAUCUCUUGACGGAAUCUUCUGACUGAGCGAAAUUUCUUUUCCCUUUAGUAAAAUCGUCAUCUGUACAAGUUGAUUCACGCGCCUGGACAUCCGCGACAAUUCAAGUAUUCAUGCAAAUUUUGAGCGUAAACCUAUGACAUUUUUGCCAACCGAAAAAGGGGGAAAUCUUACUUUGUCCAGACUCGCGAAAAUUUUCUUCGGCUGGGUUUCGAACGCAUGAAUCAUCUCGUACAAAAUAAUUUUAGAAUGUUCCAUUUCAGCUGAAACGAUUCAAUGAUUCUUCCUGGUCACGAGAACCUGAUCACGAAUCAAAGCUUUGAUUUUCGAACAUCAGCCGGAUUAGAUUCAUAGCGCGGAGUCUCAUCGAAAUGAAUCUUUUUUAUUUAUGCCGGAAAAAUCAACUUUUUGUGUUUUCCCAUC